Messenger RNA from Polyodon spathula (Mississippi paddlefish), 2904 nucleotides. Its product is annotated as glutaminase kidney isoform, mitochondrial-like. NCBI's taxonomy places the organism in Eukaryota, Metazoa, Chordata, Actinopteri, Acipenseriformes, Polyodontidae. The transcript is spliced from 18 exons. The record is from RefSeq and is a predicted model, not a curated record. Gene Ontology annotation, biological process: L-glutamine catabolic process. Gene Ontology annotation, molecular function: protein binding; glutaminase activity. The coding region runs from base 114 to 2054 and encodes 646 amino acids.
ACGAAUGAGUCAUUUCACAGAAAAUAGAACAGAGAGACUGUCGGGGUUGUUUCUUAUUUAUAUUCAUUUUAGAAUUACAAUUAUUCAAAUAACUGCCGCUCCGAGAUUAAAACAUGUUACAAUUUAGGUCUUCGGCUGUGUUAAAGGAGUUGUUUCAGUUCAGCCUAAAGCGUCCUUUGCCGGUUAUUGGUAAAAAUAAAACGCUAGCGGUCUGCUACUGCUUUAGUACUGCCUGCCCUGAUGUCAAAGUGCUGUCUAAAUUCAUGUACCACCACGCCGGGCGAUACCGAUCCUUGCUUCAGCCGUCAGCCUGGAGUAGAUCCUUGGGAAACGGUUAUGUGGGUUUCUGUACCAAAUCGGAAGGUGUGAUAUCUGCUAAUCAACAGCAAAAGCUUGAUAAUAUUAGCAGCAAAGAGGCCGCUUCAGAAAAGAGAAGAAAAGCAGGUAUUUUGCCCAGCCUAGAGGAUCUCCUGUUCUAUACAAUUGCAGAAGGACAAGAAAGGAUCCCUGUUCAUAAGUUUAUCACUGCAUUAAAAGCUACAGGAUUGAGAACUGGAGACCCAAGGCUGAAGGAAUGCAUGGAUGUGCUGAGACUGACCCUUCAGAACACUUCUGAUGGAGUGAUGCUUGACAAAGAGCUCUUUAAAAAGUGUGUACAGAGCAACAUUGUGCUUCUGACUCAGGCUUUCAGGAAGAAGUUUGUCAUUCCAGAUUUCAUGUCUUUUACUUCACACAUUGAUGAACUCUAUGAGAGUGCCAAAAAACUGUCUGGAGGGCAGGUUGCUGAUUAUAUUCCCCAGCUUGCCAAGUUCAGUCCAGAUUUGUGGGCAGUUUCUCUUUGCACAGUGGAUGGACAAAGGCAUUCAGUUGGAGAUACGAAGGUCCCAUUUUGCCUGCAGUCCUGUGUGAAGCCUCUAAAGUAUGCCAUUGCUGUGAAUGACCUUGGCACGGAGUAUGUACACAGAUAUGUUGGUAAAGAGCCCAGCGGAUUACGAUUCAACAAACUGUUCCUGAAUGAAGAUGACAAGCCUCACAACCCCAUGGUGAAUGCUGGAGCGAUCGUGAUAACUUCCUUGAUAAAGCAAGGGGUGAGCAAUGCAGAGAAGUUUGACUAUGUGAUGGAUUUUUUAAAUAAAAUGGCUGGUAAUGAGUAUGUUGGCUUCAGUAAUGCAACGUUUCAGUCUGAACGGGAAACUGGAGAUAGGAAUUUUGCUAUAGGCUACUACCUAAAAGAGAAAAAGUGUUUCCCAGAAGGCACAGACAUGACUGGAGUGUUGGAUUUUUACUUCCAGCUGUGCUCCCUUGAAGUGACCUCUGAGUCAGCCAGUGUAAUGGCAGCGACGUUGGCCAAUGGUGGAUUCUGUCCAAUUACUGGAGAACGAGUGCUGAGCCCUGAGGCUGUCAGGAACACGCUAAGUUUGAUGCACUCCUGUGGCAUGUAUGACUUUUCCGGGCAGUUUGCUUUCUACGUGGGACUUCCAGCUAAGUCUGGUGUUGCUGGUGGUAUUCUACUCGUUGUACCCAAUGUGAUGGGUGUCAUGUGCUGGUCUCCUCCACUGGAUAAACUUGGCAACAGUGUCAGGGGUAUUCAGUUCUGCACAGAUCUGGUGUCGUUGUGCAAUUUCCACAAUUACGACAAUCUGAGGCACUUUGCAAAGAAACUUGACCCCCGCAGGGAGGGUGGGGACCAAAGGGUGAAAUCAGUCAUAAAUCUUUUGUUUGCUGCAUAUACUGGUGACGUGUCUGCUCUCCGGAGGUUUGCUUUGUCUUCAAUGGACAUGGAGCAGAGAGACUAUGACUCCCGGACUGCCCUACAUGUUGCAGCAGCGGAAGGCCAUUCAGAGGUUGUCCGUUUUUUGCUGGAAGCCUGUAAAGUAAACCCGAUUCCAAAGGACAGGUGGGGCAACACCCCCAUGGAUGAGGCCAUCCAUUUUGGACACCACGAUGUAGUGACUAUCCUUCAGGACUACCAUAACAAAUACAACCCCCAGGACAAUCCCAACAAUGGAAAGGAAAUCCAAACUGCAGAGAAGAACCUGGAUGGAAUGCUGUAGUCCAUGCCACAUCAUUAUUAACAAAACUGCAUUUGUACUUGUUGAGACCAUGUUGUUGGGUAAUGUGAGUGUAUGAUAGUGCUGUGUUGUGGGAGUGUGUUAAACUGUCACUGCUUUGCUUUUUUGUGUUUGCUGAAAUUGCUCAACUGUCUUUGAAACGAACUUCCUUAAGCAGGGUGUUGAAUGUAAAGCACUACGUCUUAAUGUUUGGUGAUUACGUUGUUAUUUAAGUAGCAUAGUGUUCAAUCAUAUAUAAAAAGUGUAUAUUUAUUGUAUGCAUUAUUUGUUUAGUGUAAAUAGCACUUGGUAGAUACAAUUAUGGUAAAACUUCUCUAAUGUAACCUAACAUUUCACAAAGAAUGAUCAAUUAAAAUGCUGCAGGCAUGGCAUGGCUGGUUAUUCAAUGUUAGGUAAACUGUAGGACCAAUUGUGUUUUAUCAAAGACAAUUUGAUUUUAGAUUAUUUAAUAUUAAUACUGGUGCAGUAUAUGCUGUGUUUACAAUUACUGGCUAGUAAGUCAACUUUACCCUGUCACAAAAAAAGCAGGUUUUAGAAACAUCACAUAAAUGUUAUCAAGAAGUUGAGCAGCAACUCAAAUUUCUAGUUUUUUCAGCUUAAUACAUGAACAAAAGUUGAUUACUAUUACCUGUGUACAGUAAAUGUGGCUCUAGAUAGCAGAUGUUUUCAAAAGUUUUGCAUCACCCUACAGAAAUAACCAGUUUUGCUUCAUAAAGUCAAAUGAAAUCUGCUGAAAAAUGAAUGACAUACUGCUUAGUAGUUUUCCAUAUAGAAAAAGAAAAACUGAUAAAUGAAAAAAAAAUCAGUCUUACAUGAAGUACUGUACUACUAU